Lactuca saligna is the source of this 906-nucleotide messenger RNA. The record is from the annotation of a GenBank genome assembly. Lineage: Eukaryota; Viridiplantae; Streptophyta; Magnoliopsida; Asterales; Asteraceae.
AUGAUGAAGGAAGAACAAGUUACUAAGAAAGAACAAAUAAAGUGGACAGAUUCGAUGGAUUAUUGUUUUAUUCAAUCUAUGAUGACACAAGAUGAGAAAGGAUUAAGGAUUAGUGGGAGCUUCAUCCCACAAGCGUACAACAACAUGAUGGAGGAGCUGAAUCAAAAGUUUGGGAAGAGUUUAACAAAAAAUCAUUUAAAGAAUCGUUUGAAAACUUUAAAAUUAGGUUUCUCGCAAUGGUAUGACAUGUUUCGCGGAACUUCAUUGAGUGGGUUCGGUUGGAAUUCUGAAACACAACUAAUUGAAGCGGAUGAGGAAGUGUGGGCUAACCUAAUUAAUGAUAGGGCUUCGGGGGUGCAUGCUGAAACCCCGAAAGAGAAGAAUGCUCGAUUGAACAGAACUGGGGAUAUAGAAGUAGAAACAAUCGAAGAAGUGGAUAAGUUACUAGCAAGCAAUGACAUAACACUUGAGAAACAACAAAAAAAUAAUGAAGAUGAUGAUGAUGAAGGUCUUGAUGAUAUUCAAGUGUUAUCUCCUACAUGCUUUUCACCGGUGCAAAAUUCAAGUUCUGAGAAGUACAAAAGUAAAAAAAGGAAACAUGAAAUUGAAGAUGAAGAUGAACUUGAAGCUGAACCUAAAUCGUUUGAAAAGGUUAUUAUGAGUGCAGUUAAAGAUGUGCCUUCUGCUAUGAGGGAGGGUAACAAAAUAUUCGAAAACUCUCAUCAUCGGGUUUAUACUGGUGAUGAAAUUUAUAAAGAGUUAGAGCCAAUGGAUUUGGAACCCGAUGAAUUAUCAGAAGAUCUCAUGUUUUUGUCGAGAAAUCAAUCCGAUGCGGGGACAUUAUUUAGAGUUCCAUUUAAAAUACGAAAAAGUUUGUUGAAAAAAAUGAUGGGGGCAAGUAAAUGA